Molecule: messenger RNA, 411 nt
Organism: Aspergillus sclerotioniger CBS 115572
Lineage: Eukaryota; Fungi; Ascomycota; Eurotiomycetes; Eurotiales; Aspergillaceae
Exons: 1
Coding region: 59-259 (66 amino acids)
Source: RefSeq, a predicted model, not a curated record
AUCACCACUAAAGUCACUAUCUCCCCACACACCGAAGCUAAGUCGGCAGCCCGUCGUGAUGGUCUUCGGCUCUUCCUUGCCCUUUGCCCUUUGCCCUCUGGAUUUUCGACUCCUCGCCCGCACGGCCCAUUGUCCCCGUUCCAUUAGCCUUUCUUCCACUCCCGACGGUCGAGCUCGUCUUCUGGAGGUACGUCGUCGUUGGUCUAUGGCAUUGCCUAGCCGGGUAGAUCCUGGGACAAGAAAUAUUUUGUUCCUCUGAAUGAGAUGGGGCGGAUGCACAGGUUCAAAUGGCUGACGGCUCGGUGUCCUGUCUAGGUAGCUCGGACGACAUUGUUCUUGUCUUGAUAGAGUCUCUGGGCGUGGAAGAGAGGAUUCUGCAGGAUCAAGCACGUUUGGCUGGAGGAUUGCCUG